Messenger RNA from Darwinula stevensoni, 1706 nucleotides. NCBI's taxonomy places the organism in Eukaryota, Metazoa, Arthropoda, Ostracoda, Podocopida, Darwinulidae. The record is from the annotation of a GenBank genome assembly.
CUUGUUUUCCAAAUAUUUAGUUACAGUGGAGGGAAGCAUUGCCAUUUGAAAAAAUGGAGGAAGUUUUUCUGCAUACUACUUUGGCAGGACACAAAAAAGUUGUGACUUGUGCAGCAUUUCGUCCAGAUAAGAAACAACUUGCUACAGGAUCAUUGGACCAUUCCAUUAUUCUUUGGAAUUUCCUUGAUAAGAAACCUGCACUUCGGUACAUUGGUGAUUCGCCUGUCAUGGACAUAUGUUUUUCACCCAGGGGAAGCCUUCUUGUUGCAGGUUAUCAAGGAUGUAGUAUCUGCAUCUGGAAACCAGACAUUCAAGGAUCAUAUCAUCAGAUCAAGAGUGCACAUUCCAGUGUUGUUCGAUCAGUUGAUUUUUCACCAGAAGGCAGAUAUAUUGCCUCAGGAUCUCACGACAAGAGUGUGAAGGUGUGGAGUGCCUUCAGCAAACAGAACUUCAUGUUUAUUUGCUCCUUUACCAAUCACUCCCAUUGGGUUAUUUCUGUGAAAUGGUCUCAUGAUGGUUUACGCCUAUUCUCCUGCAGUGAAGAUAAGUGCAUCAACAUAUAUGAUUUCCAUGCCCAAGCAUGCCUACACACAGUUAUGGAGAAAGAAGUUCCUUCCUGCCUGGCCCUGGUUCCUGGCAGCUACUGUUUUGGUGUGGGCUUUGUCAAUGGAACUGUGAAAAUCUUUGAUCCACAACAGAAGAAGCUUCUUCAGAUGUAUCCCAGUCUCCUGACAGAGAAGGUUCGAGGAUUAUGCUUUCAUCCUUCUGGCAAAUAUCUCCUGGCUGGGUCACGUGAUGGAUGCAUGAAAAUCAUUGAUGUUCAAGAAGGUCAAGUAAUAUAUGUCAUUGAGACUGAGCAUGGGUCAGUGAAUGGUGUGGCCUUCUCUCCCUCUGGAGGAUAUUUUGCAUCUGUUGGGGAGCAACAGAAAGUGAUUAUUUGGAAGUUCCCUGGAGGUUCCUCCUUUCUUGGAACCUCCAAGGAGACACCCAACAAUGACAUCAAAUCAAGGGUAUCAACUCUUGAAAACCAAAGUAGCAAGGGAUACAUUUCUUCACAACCAGAACUCUUUGACAUGACAGUGAUGGGCACCUCAUCCGGACCAAAUCCAGAUGUAUCUCUAGAUGAUGGGAUGCAUGGUGGUGAUUCACUUGCUGAUCAGGGAGCCCUGGAGUUGCUUCAGCUAAUAGCAAACAAAGUAGGAGUGCUGGAGAAGAAGAUGAAAGAUAUCUGUGACAAAGUUAACAAUAUGGAAGAAAGGCUAUCCUCUGUGGAAGAGAUGCAACAGAUUAAGAACAAUAUGGGAGAGAGAUUGUCCAGUAUGAAAAUAUCUACUUCCACUGGUGCUGUGAAGAUGAUGCAAUCUGAGCAUGUCGAUGGCACUUAGGCAUAGGAAUAUAUACAUUCCUGUCAAUGGGCUAUGUACAAUAUUGAAAUACUUUUUGAUGCUGUUUGUUGAUUCUGCUGCUUAGGGAGGGGUUCAGCACUUGCAUGAGAAAAUGAGUAGUUUUCAUGCCUCGGUAACAGCCUUCACAUUAAUUACCUAUGGGAUUGCAAAAGUUUCAAUGACACAAAUUUCAGGAUGACUUUAAUUUAUUUCCACAUUGUAAAACUUUGUGCCAUGCACAUUUUAUGCUGGAUUUUGAAUAAAACCCUUUUCUAUACUUUUUUUUAAUAAUACAAUUCAUAUUAUUUGAUUGUCAAGACC